This is a messenger RNA of Durio zibethinus, 1360 nucleotides long. Its product is annotated as axial regulator YABBY 5-like. NCBI's taxonomy places the organism in Eukaryota, Viridiplantae, Streptophyta, Magnoliopsida, Malvales, Malvaceae. The record is from RefSeq and is a predicted model, not a curated record. Gene Ontology annotation, cellular component: nucleus. Gene Ontology annotation, biological process: cell fate commitment; multicellular organism development.
ACAAACAAGCAUAAUCUGGACAAGAUUGGUAAUGCUGCCAAAAUUUACCCCCUUUUUUUCUUCAAACCCUAGCUUCUUUAACUGACCAGUAGCAAGUAAUUGAACCGCUUUUACAUCUCUAACUAAAUCCGGUUUCCCAUAAGAAACCACCCUUUAUUUUCCCUUCCUGGUCCCAACAUUUGCUACCUGCCGUGGGCACUCCUAAAUUCAACCUCCUUUUCCACCAUAUUGGCUUGGCCUCUCUUUCUUUUAUAUUACCUCUUUGGUUCCUUUCUCUCUCCGAAUAAAUUUUUUUCUACAUAUAAAGAACAAUAGUUUACUGUUGUGAUACAUAGCCCGGUUUUAAAGCAAGGAGUUGAGGGAAUAAAAGCCCUUUUUUUUUUUUUUUGUUUACCAAGUGUUGCUUUCUUCUUGUGGUUUUUGUUACUUGUUGCAGAAGAGCUAUUGGUUCUCUUUUCUUUACCUUUUCUUUCUUGGUUUUCUUUGUUGCUUUCUUCUUGGCGUUGAGGAGAGGUAGCUCUAAGCUUUGAUUUGAUUUUUUUGCUUGAAAGACAUGUCGAGCUUUAUCGAUGUUGUGCCUGAGCAGCUCUGCUAUAUCCCGUGCAACUUUUGCAACAUAGUUCUUGCGGUGAGCGUUCCAUGCAGUAGCCUGUUUGAUAUUGUGACCGUCCGAUGCGGGCACUGCACCAAUCUAUGGUCCGUGAACAUGGCAGCUGCAUUUCAGUCACUUUCAUGGCAAGAUAUUCAGGCACCCAAUUAUGUAACACAAGAUUACAGGACCGAUUUGGGUUCCUCUUCCAAAUGCAACAGUAAGUUCUCAAUGCGAGCUCCUUCUAACCAUGCCACUGAGGAAAGGGUAGUGAAUCGACCUCCCGAGAAGAGGCAGCGAGUACCAUCUGCAUACAAUCAAUUCAUAAGAGAGGAGAUCCAAAGGAUCAAGGCCAACAAUCCCGAUAUCAGCCACAGGGAAGCAUUCAGCACUGCUGCUAAGAACUGGGCGCACUUCCCUCAUAUCCAUUUUGGGCUGAUGCUGGAAACCAACAAUCAAACUAAGCUGGGAUGAUGCUUCUGAUAAGCAUCUCGUGUCAAGGACUGCACUGCUGAACUGCACUGCUGAACAAGUGAUUAUGUUUAAGAUUUCAACUAAUACCCUUUCCCAGUGAAGGCAGUCUAUUGUUUGAAGUGAAGAAAGUUCUUGAUCCAAUGUGUUUUUAAGUGACAUGAAUUUACAUUCCUUAGUUUUAUUUUGUCUUUAAGUUGUUUAGAACAUGUUAUUUACUUGAACUGAGCUACUUUCCCUUGUUGUCUUCAUCAUCCCAUCCACUUUUCAAGUGAACUUUUAUAUAUAUAAUCACUAAAA